GGUUCUCCACUCCACACUGACACUGCUAAUCCAUUUCUCUUUGUUUGUUUUCCUGAAUGGCUGGAUACUUUUAGAUUUGAUUGCCACAGAAUGGUUCAGAUAAUUGUACAAAACCAUUGUUCUGCUGUGUUGUGCUUACUAAUUUGGCAUCCUUGCAGGAAUCUCGUAUGGCACAGAUGAGCACAGCCUCAGGGAUGCGCGGUUUGCAUUGGUAGUACCUCAAUGCCAAAUGGAACAUAUGGGUUUGCAUUGGUGCUGCUGGGUCACAUAUGUACUUGUGAUCUUGAAGUUCCAUUCGAUGUCGUAGACACCAAUGCUACGUGUGGUGCAUUUGGUUUUCUGAUUUCAUCUUACAACUAUUAGUUGAUAUUACAGUUUUUAACUUGCAUGAGAUGCAAGAAAUAUAGAAUAAUUUCAUAUAAUCAACCUUACUCUUAUGAUUGGUUGGUGCCUUAAUAUUGCUCUUCUGGUUUGUUAUCUAUAGUAAAUUCCAUGGAUAGGCCCUUAAACUUGGACAAGCGUCUCAUCUAGGUAUCUGAACUUGAGAAAUAAACAUUUAUGUCGUUGAACUUGUAUAAAGUGGGUCAGCAGACUUCCAAGUCUCUUUUAAUUUUGAAUGAAAUAGGAGAAAAAAUCUUGGCUUAUUCUGAAUUGUUGUUUUAACACACCAUCAUCGAUCGAACUGAUGAAAAGUUGAUGUUUGUACUUUUAAGAUAAAUAUUCAGUGCAUUUUUAUAAGUAUUAUCAUCUCUCGUCUAAUAUUUCUGAUUUUCUGAUCAAUUAUUUUCUCAAAUAUAACUUAAGAAAAGUGAAUGUGCCAUGUCACCAAAACCUGUGAAUUAAGCUGGAAUUGUCCCUGCUUUGACACAGCGUACCAGUGAAAGAACCAGAUUUGCAACAUAUUUGAGCCUAAUGGUCAUGGGCUGAAGUGAGAUUGUCAUGCAAGUUUAGGGAUUUAUGGUGCAUUUUUAAGGUUUUAUACUUAAGAUAUGACAAUGGUGUAUUGUGGUUAGUGAACAUGAAAAAUAAGCUAAAUCUGUCAAUUUGUUCUAUUGGAAAUGCUUACAUAUGGCAACAGCAGAAUUUGUAACAGCUGAGGAGCUAGGAUAGCUACGGUACUACAAAUAGGAAAAAUGAAGUUAUCUUGUAUGUAUCCUGUCUGGGCCUGGCAUAACUAGUGGGGGGGGGGCAUACGAAUAUAGCAUGCGAUAGAUUGACUUACAUAUUACAUACAAAAUCUAGGCAACAUGCAUGUCAUAUUUAAAUCAUACAUUUUGUUUUCAUGCAACAGUUUACAAAAGAACUUACAUUGCAGCAAGCACCCAUUAAUGAACUGUAUGCAAUUGUUCCAACGUGUAAACCUUUUGCUCUUGCAUCUUUCAUUAUCUCACUCCCCCGUUAGUCUAAUUUGUCAGUAUCCAUUAUAUGUGUUCAAUUUGUCUGUGCAGAGUCAGAUCAUUACCGGUGAUCGUGUUCCUGCCGCCUCUGGUUUCUGUGCGAGAGCUCUUCCGAUGAGGGGUUUCUCCACGGUGGGAAAUGCUGAGGUUGCUUCAGACGAUGAGGAUUCCAGCUCUCCAGCGGUUGCGCACCCCCCACGGAUUAAGUUCAAGAGGCUCGACAAGACUGCCAGGCACAUCAUGAAUAUCUUGAACAAAGAGGCAGUUGAAAAGGUCCGCUCUGAGAGGGAGAUUCCUGAUGUACAACCUGGAUGUAUCAUUCAAAUGAGAUUGCAAGUUCCUGAGAACAAACGGCGAGAAUCUACAUUGAAAGGGAUUGUGAUAGGAAGGCGUAAUGCUGGGAUCAAUACAACUUUCAGACUUCGUAGAUUAGUAGCUGGUAUUGGAGUUGAGUCUGUCUUUCCACUCUACUCACCAAACAUCAAAGAAAUCAAGAUAUUGGACAGGAAGAAAGUCAGGAGAGCUAAGCUGUAUUACCUGAGGGACAGGAUGAACGCACUUAAAAAAUGAGACAGAUUUCAACUUGUUUUUAGGAUUUUGUCCUGUGGAUUUGCAUGGUUUCUGAAGAUGCAGAAAAUUGCAGUUUGAGAAUCACAUUUUUAGUCCAAUUUUGGAUGUCACAAUUUGUAGUUCCCAAGCAGCAAGUGCUAGUAGAGAUAUGACUUUAUGAUUCAGAAUUAACAUAUGUGGAUCAGUCCUAUCUGAGUCGCAGAUGCUACUGUAGCAUCAGCGCAGAAAUAAUCUUGCCCUGAUCUAUACCUUCACUUUAUCUUUAAAAAAAAUGUCAUUCUCUACCC
Panicum virgatum (switchgrass) is the source of this 2254-nucleotide messenger RNA. Its product is annotated as 50S ribosomal protein L19, chloroplastic-like. The coding region runs from base 1248 to 1967 and encodes 239 amino acids. NCBI's taxonomy places the organism in Eukaryota, Viridiplantae, Streptophyta, Magnoliopsida, Poales, Poaceae. Gene Ontology annotation, biological process: translation. Gene Ontology annotation, cellular component: ribosome. The transcript is spliced from 4 exons. The record is from RefSeq and is a predicted model, not a curated record. Gene Ontology annotation, molecular function: structural constituent of ribosome.